CAGUUAAAAGAGGGAGGAGCCUAGUCAAAAGGUAUGGGGCCCUCUUUACCUGUAUGAGCAGUAGAGCGGUGCAUUUGGAGGUAGCCUACACACUAGAUACUGACUCAUGCAUCCAUGCUAUAAGGAGGUUUGUCUGUAGGAGAGGACAAGUUAAGCACAUUCGAUCCGACAAUGGCACUAACCUGGUGGGAGCUCAAGCUGAGCUCAAAAAGGCCCUGAGUUCACUAGAUGACCGGAAAAUCCAAGGCUCCCUUCUCUCUGAGGGAAUUCAGUGGACAUUCAAUCCACCCGCAGCCUCCCACCACGGUGGAGUCUGGGAGAGGCUCAUCAGGUCUGUCAGACAGGUACUCAACUCUACUCUCCACCAACAAAUCAUUGAUGAUGAGGGCCUGCACACCAUCUUUUGCGAGGCAGAGGCAAUCCUCAACAGUCGUCCCCUCUCCACAGUCUCCCCAGAUCCACAGGACUUAGAGCCGCUGACCCCAAACCACAUUCUCCUUCUAAAAACUCAACCCAUCAUUCCCCCUGGCACCUUCGAGAAAAGGGAUCUCUACGCCAGGCGCCGCUGGAAACAGGAAAGACAGAAAUGGACCCAAGUGAGGAACAACCUGCAGCCAGGAGAUGUGGUCCUGGUGGUCGACCCCACAGCCCCACGGGGCUCCUGGCCAUUGGGCAGAAUACUGGAGACUCGGCCAGAUGGAGGAGGCCUGGUCCGGUCAGUCAAGCUCCAAACAAAGACUUCAGUCAUCGAAAGGCCUAUCACCAAGCUGUGCCGCGUCCUGGAGGCUGAGGGCUGACUGGUCAGUCAUGGAGACCAGACCACAAGACACGCACAAGGGACGUAAUGUAUAUACUUUAUUUUCUCUCAAGGCUUUGCCUUUUGUUUGUUUAUUAUGGAAUAGGCUCCUUUUUUUUGCAUUAAAUUAAUGAAUGUGAUUGAGUCUGUAAAGAUCAAUCAGGGGCCGGUGUGUAGGAGCCAAAUAGAGAGCCAUACUUGAAUCUAUGUUUAUAUUGUUAUUUUUGAGUGAUUGAUUUGUGUAUGUCAGUGUGCACCGUUUGCAGGUGGUGAAAAGUUCCCACGCAGGCCUAUAAGGGGCAGGAGUGCGCUGGGCGCGUGAUUGACAGUCGGGCACCAGCAUACCGUCUUUGACCUCACCUGU
This is a messenger RNA of Entelurus aequoreus (snake pipefish), 1160 nucleotides long. RefSeq lists its product as uncharacterized. The transcript has 2 exons. Gene Ontology annotation, molecular function: nucleic acid binding. The record is from RefSeq and is a predicted model, not a curated record. Bases 54 to 797 code for a protein of 247 amino acids. Gene Ontology annotation, biological process: DNA integration. Lineage: Eukaryota; Metazoa; Chordata; Actinopteri; Syngnathiformes; Syngnathidae.